AUGUCACGUCUCGCGCACACUGAACAACGUGCGAUGUCGACCUUGUCCGCUUCGUCAAUCGCCCUGGCUGCAUCUUCGGUGUCUCGACGUUCAAAGCGGCUGAGCUACGCCGAUGCAGAUAAGGUCUACGGCGAGAAGGCCACGACAGCACCAUCCUGGAGUCUGCUGCAGGGCCCUCACACUGAAUCGAGCAGCACUGCCGUCUUCACCAGAGGUACCACCACCUACCAUGCAUCAUUGCGCACCCGCGCGCAGCAGCGCUGGCUGACGCUGCUUCUUAGGCUCAUGCGUACACCAUACGUCGGUGCGCUUGCGAUGCGUGUGCUCGAGGCCGCAGCCUACGCCGCCUAUGUAAAGGGGUCUGUUAUGUUAUUCACGCGUCGGCGUGUGGGGCCACCGGUGGCGACGGCAACGGGGCCGAACUCUUCUUGCGAGAUCGACAUGUGCAAGGCACACUGCAAGGGCGAUCUCUCAAUGGUGGGCACCUUCUCAGCGUCGUCGAGUCUCUCGCCUGCCGGCCGACCCUCCGCCGCUGCCUCCUCUUCGCUCCCCUUCUCUCAUGGCGCACCGCUGCGCGAGCACGCACUUGACUGUCUCUACAUCGGCAACAGUCCGAUUCACAGCAGAGGACUGUUCACGGCUCGCGCACUGCCGCGAGGCACCCGCAUCAUCGCUGAGCCGCGCCGCUCCCUCCUCCUCGCCCCACACUUUGCUACCCUUCUCGCCGAUACACACGAGAAACUGCCGGACACAUGGCACUACACCCAACCUACCGGGUGCAUCGUGGAGCUGGUGACACAGGCGCAGCCGCAUCAUCUAAUGAACCACAGCUGCGCAGCGAACGUGUGCAGUGGACUCUCGCAUACCUUCUGGGAGGCUGCCACGAUUGCAGGUAAGUGGCAGCAGCAGCGCUUGUCGCGGAGCAGCUCCACUGCCGGUGGAGGCAAUGAGCGUACGGAAGUCCCCCACAGCAACGUUAAGGGGGGAGGAAUUCGUAGCGACACGGAAAAUCGUUCUUCGUUGUCAUCGCCAUCAUCAUUUGUCACCCAGUCGCACAGCGCAGACUGGCGUGAGCGGCUGACGCUGUGGUCACACUUUGCCGACGCGAACAGCUUUUUCGUGACUCGCGAUAUCGCGGCAGGCGAGGAGCUCACACUGGACUACAGCACUCGCAUGGCCCCCCUCUACGCAGGGGAGUUGGCACGCGCGCUGCAGUCGCGCAGCUGGUUGCUCUGCCGAUGUGGACAACCAUUCUGCCGCCAUUAUGUGUACCGCCCAACGCCGGAGGUCAUAUCCUUUCUGCGCGCGCUGCACACGGGACGGUGUGGACAAGAACGCAGCGCACAGCCACCAGGGCAGCAAAGCGCACCCCGGAUGCCCGAUUGUGCUGCGCCACCUAGCACGAUGGACGUGUGUGACCCCCUGCAUGUCAUGGCAAAGUUGCUCGAGCUCGGCUUUGAUGAUGAGCUUGUGCUACUGAGCUACGCCGCCAGCAGUGCGGAUGUGGUGGCGUAUCUUUACGGACAGCCACUGCCCUCACUGCAGAGGCCCUCACUAACUCAACCGCGAGCAUCAUUCGCUCGACGGUCCCUGUCCUCAGCGAGUGCACUGUCAGCGGUGCAAGAGGGCAUUGAUGUGGAGGUGCGCAGGGUGUCGAAGCGUCAGCUUCUCGCGGAAUAUCGCUACGUCUUUCGAAUCCUGAACGAGGCGGUGCCGGUGCGCACAUGA
Messenger RNA from Leishmania braziliensis MHOM/BR/75/M2904, 1728 nucleotides. RefSeq lists its product as hypothetical. The record is from RefSeq and is a predicted model, not a curated record. NCBI's taxonomy places the organism in Eukaryota, Euglenozoa, Kinetoplastea, Trypanosomatida, Trypanosomatidae. Gene Ontology annotation, molecular function: protein binding. The transcript has a single exon. The coding region runs from base 1 to 1728 and encodes 575 amino acids.